GAUUCAAGUGUCCUGCCAGCCUCCACUAACUUCCCAUUCUACUGAUAAUGGGAAGUGGCAUUUGUUAGUGGUGGUGGUGGUGGCAACUAUUCGGUUUCGGUAAUGGCCACAUCUCAUUAUCAGGUCGCCGUCGGCCACCGCCUGACGUCCCGGCCGUCGGUUGCCAACGGAGGCGGGAGUGGUCCUAAAAUCUCCAUAUCCGGACCAAAGCCUCCCCAAUUUUUCAAUUUCAGGUCCGGAGGGUCUCAUCCAUCUUGUCGUAUUAGAUGUCAAUCAACUAGUACUGAUGGACCCAAAACAAGGAAUCUACUAGACAAUGCAAGCAAUCUCCUCACUAAUUUUCUAAGCGGUGGAAGUUUAGGAUCUAUGCCAGUAGCUGAAGGAGCAGUUUCUGAUCUAUUUGGUCGUCCUCUUUUCUUAGCACUCUAUGAUUGGUUCUUAGAGCAUGGCUCAGUGUAUAAACUUGCUUUUGGACCAAAAGCAUUUGUUGUUGUAUCAGAUCCUAUAGUUGCAAGACACAUCCUUCGUGAAAAUGCAUUUUCAUAUGACAAGGGAGUCCUUGCUGAUAUUCUAGAACCAAUAAUGGGAAAAGGACUUAUACCUGCUGAUCUUAAUACCUGGAAGCAAAGGAGACGAGUUAUUGCUCCUGGAUUCCAUGCCUUGUAUUUGGAAUCUAUGGUUAAAAUAUUUACAGACUGUUGCGAAAGAACAAUAAUGAAAUUUGAGGAGCUUCUGGAAAGUGAGGACUUGCAUCCUGGGAAGGAAAUUGAAUUAGAUCUUGAAGCAGAAUUUUCAAGUUUGGCACUUGAUAUUAUCGGCCUUGGUGUUUUCAACUAUGACUUUGGUUCCGUCUCAAAAGAGUCCCCUAUUAUCAAGGCAGUAUAUGGUACACUUUUUGAAGCUGAGCAUCGCUCAACUUUCUACAUCCCUUAUUGGAAACUUCCUUUGGCAAGAUGGUUAGUUCCCAGGCAGCGCAAGUUCCAAAAGGAUCUUAAGUUCAUCAACGAUUGUCUUGAUGGUCUCAUUAGAAACGCAAAAGAAACAAGACAGGAAACUGAUGUUGAGAAACUGCAGCAAAGAGACUACUUAAACCUUAAGGAUGCAAGUCUCUUGCGAUUUCUAGUUGAUAUGAGAGGGGCUGAUGUUGAUGAUCGCCAGCUAAGAGAUGACCUAAUGACAAUGCUUAUUGCUGGCCAUGAAACUACAGCAGCUGUGCUUACUUGGACUGUUUUCCUUCUUGCACAGAAUCCUUCUAAAAUGAAGAAGGCUCAAGCAGAGGUCGAUUCAGUUCUUGGUCAUGGAAGACCAACUUUUGAAUCAAUUAAGAACCUAGAGUUCAUCAGACUUAUUGUUGUAGAAGCUCUACGUUUGUUUCCUCAGCCGCCGCUUCUUAUCAGACGCACUCUGAAGUCAGAUUCUCUACCAGGAGGAUAUAAGGGUAACAAAGAUGGAUAUGCAAUUCCUGCUGGAACUGAUAUUUUUGUUUCUGUUUAUAAUCUCCACCGAUCUCCAUACUUCUGGGACAACCCCCACGAAUUUGAACCAGAGAGGUUUCUAGCACAAAAAAACAGUGACGGCAUUGAAGGCUGGGCUGGUUUUGAUCCAGGUAGGAGCCCUGGAGCAUUAUACCCAAAUGAGGUCAUAUCAGAUUUUGCCUUCUUGCCUUUCGGUGGAGGGCCAAGAAAAUGCGUAGGGGACCAAUUUGCUCUCAUGGAAUCAACAGUCGCAUUGGCAAUGGUGCUACGGAAAUUUGAUGUGGAACUGAAAGGAUCUCCAGAAUCUGUGGAACUUGUGACUGGCGCGACAAUUCAUACAAAGAAUGGAUUGUGGUGCAAACUUAAGAAGAGGUCUGAUGUUCCUUGCAACAGAACAGAGUUGUCCCAAGAGGUUCAACAAAUGGAUCUUAGUCCAAGCUAGCUUGUCCUUGUCUUUCUUUCUCCCUAGGGAAAAAACAGAACAACAGACAAAUAUAUAUGUGUUAUAUUGCAUAAAUAGCACUUAUUGAUAAGAUAAAUCAAAUGAAAAAAAUUAAGGCAUGAUAACAUAAUUUCAAUUGGUGGAAUAGGCUGUUGUCCUUGGAACUUCUUGUUUGUAAA
Molecule: messenger RNA, 2096 nt
Organism: Diospyros lotus (date-plum)
Lineage: Eukaryota; Viridiplantae; Streptophyta; Magnoliopsida; Ericales; Ebenaceae
Product: cytochrome P450 97B2, chloroplastic
Exons: 14
Coding region: 103-1917 (604 amino acids)
Cellular component (GO): chloroplast
Molecular function (GO): iron ion binding; heme binding; oxidoreductase activity, acting on paired donors, with incorporation or reduction of molecular oxygen
Source: RefSeq, a predicted model, not a curated record